AUGGCUGCCGAAUUGAGUGAGCAUCGAAGUCAAUUCAGAAAAGAUUUGGAGGGCAUUUUGCCCGAGGAGCUGGACACCGACUUCAAUGUGGAUCGAUGGAUUAUGAACCAUGAAAAGGUAGGACAAGCUGUCGUAUUUUAAAAAUACUAUGACUGGUGUAAAAAUUUGAUUUUCCAAUAUUUUGAAAUUUGAAAUUGAAAAAAAAAAUUUCAAAAAAAGUAAAUUUUUUUCUACUUUUCAGAACGUUGCAAGUGCCGUGGCUAAAUUCAAAGAAUACGCGGCCAAUCGCAAAGCUCUCGGCUAUGAUAAACCCGGAAGUUUGGACAACUUUUACGAACGAGUCGAUGUGAAAGAGUACUACGAUUUCUUCAGUUUGUCCCGUUUGGACUCUUCUUGGGUUAACCCGCAAGACAAUGGAAUCGUCUUCUCGGAAACAGGAGUCCCCGAGCCUGGCAAGGUACGUAAAUUUUCAGGAAAAAAAUAUGAGCAAACUAAAUUUUUUUCAAUUGAAAAAUAAAAAAUUGACUGUCGAAAAAUGGGUUUUUUAUGGCGGGUUUUGGCAGAAGUGGGCUCGGUCGUAAAUCUAACGACAAUCUGAGCGAAUGUGGCCGCUAUAACUGAUAUUUGGAGUCGUGGUAGUUCCUGAACGCCUUGAAGUUAUUAUAAGGCUUGCCUUUACAACGUUGGGCGGCGUAUUUUUAAAAAAUCAGGGUUAUGCCCUUUUGAAGACCGCAAAGUUACAAAAACGCGCACAGAAGACUCGCUCGUAUUUUACAAACCUUUUUUAUUGUUUUUUACCUUCCUCUGCCACUAAUAUUUUUAUGUCUUGCAUUUCUAUAAGAGAUACAUUUUUCCGCUCAAAAUUUGCAAAGAAAAAACACAACCUUUUCUCUGACCACUCCGAAUUUUGUUCAGAAAUUUAUAUGUAGGCAAAGUCUACAAAAUGCAUAACAAGUCUACAAAAAAGAAAAUCGAAGCUUCGCACUUGAAGAACUUUCCUUCCAGAGCAUUUUCAGCGCUAAAAACUAUCAAUUUUUGUAGGUAGUAAAAUCGAUCAGAGUUGGAAAUUACCUUAAAGUUUUCUUCGGCUACUGCGAGUACUUCCAACGGAUCGUAAUGGAGCAUGAGAAGAAAACCGGCAAAAAAUCGCAUGGAAUUUGUAUUUUUGAUAUGAAGUUGAUGAGCAUGCUGAAUUAUGCCAAUCCCGUCUCGCCGAUCAAUCGGAUGUUUCAGGUAAAAUACGAGGAACGACAUAAAAGUUUUAUUUUAGUAUCGAGUAGAGAUCUGGUUGGAAUAUUACGGAGAGCUUUUGAAGCAUGUCAUCAUCGCCAAUCCACCGAGAUUUUUGGGAGCCGUUUUUAAGGUGAGUUGAGAAAUUUGUAGUGGCAUGAAAAGGCAAGUAUUAGGUUUUAAUUUUUUUCAAGAUUUACUUGAUGGGUAAAAUACGGAGUACCCUGUAAAGUUUGUAAUAGAUAGUUUCCGUUGUGCGGAGGUUUUUUAUAUAGAGGUUCCUAUAUACGAGUCCACAUGAAAAAGCUUGUUUGUUCAAACAUAUCUCAUGAUCUGUCGCUUGUGAAAGAUCGUUGAAUACCUCGUUCCUAUGUUCAUAAAGAGCGGUAAAAUCUUUAAGAGAUGAUAAAUGACCUAUUUAGAUUAUAAAAGCACGUUUGAAAAAAAUCUAGACGUCAUGUCCCGGGUCGUCUACAAAAAAAUUACAGGAUUAACCAGGUCUAUUCUUCCCAGAAGAUUUUGGUAUAAGAAAUGUAAUCCUACAAUGCGUAUUUUACAAUCAUCUUAACCUUUUCAGAUAAUGUCAUUCAUCCUACCAGAGCGAGUCAUGGACCGCUUUACAUUUGCCCACAAUACCGCGGAAAUGGCGAAAGUUUUGCAUCCCACCGCGAUUCCCUUGGAAUACGAGGGAGAUAAAGAGUUCCCCAAUGCUGACUAUCAAAAUGGAUGCGACAAACCCAAGGAGAUGGGCAAGGACGAUUAUCUGGUAAGGGUUUGAAUUUUUAAAAUAUGGACAUUUUAUACGACCAAACAUUUUUUAUGGUGAAAAACUAAAAUUUUUGGCUAGAAAAAGACUUGUAUGUAAAGUCAUAGAUAAAAAAAAAUUAAGGUAAUGGCUUCUUUGUUUUGCAGAUAAUUCAAUUUGAAAUUGAAUUUAACCUAAAUUUUCAAACAUUUUAUACGAUAAGAUGCCGUAAAAAAUCAAAUAUGCAUAUAAAUAGAAAUAUUAAGCAAGCGUAAAAUACGACGAAUCAUUUAAUAAUUCAUUUUCAGACGGAUGGCCUUGUAUGGCAAGAAAAUCACAUAACUGGAGUGAAAUACGAAACAUUCUACAUUAACAGUUCUGAAGCAUACAGCAAGACAUAUGACGCCAAAAAAGGACAAAAACUAGUCUAUGAAUUGAUGGCCAAUCGAGAUUUCGAAUUCUGUAUUUUCACUGGUAAGUUUUGAGGCUUGAUUUAUAGGGCAUCCUAAAACUUUUUUUUUGUUUUGCUAAUGGUUUGUGCAAGGUAGAAGGGGAGUGACUAAAAGUUAUAAAAAACUUAUAAAAACUUUUUUCUGUCUGACCUUCUCUCUUCAUUUUAUGUACAGGGUGGGGCAUCUUUGUGGCCCGAUUUGAAUUAGCUAUAACUUCUUUAGUUUUUGGCCAAAUCUUAAAAUUCUUUUUUUCCCUGAAUCCUCUGUCAACCCCAUUUUGUUUGAUACCAAAUAUGUUAUAAAUAGUAAGUGUAUAUCUACAGUUAUUGGAUUUAUUCUUGGAGUUUAUUUUUUCGGUCGUUUUUCGGUUGUUUUUUCGGUCUUUCCCGGUGUGUCCGGAAAUGGAGUACGGUGCGGAAGAAAAAUACGGUGCACGGCAACCCGAAAUAAAAGAAAAAUGUUUCCCGCCCACUUUUGAGUUUCGUCCAAACGAAGUGUCAAAAUUGAGAACAGAAAUAAAAUAAUUCCGAGAAAAAUAUUUUUCGGUCGGAAAAACCCACAAAAAAUUCUUUUGUGACAUUUCGUUUGAUUUCAACCGAUACAAAAUGGGCGAAGUAUCGAAAGGAGCCAGGAAACACUUCGGGUUGCCGUGCGGUGGGAUUUCCCCUUCCGAAAAUCGACGAUGAGAGUAAGAACAAAAAGUGAAGAUCAACCUCCAGAGUUCGUCGAAGGGGCCUUAGUGAAGGCAUUCCCUCGGUUCUGGCCAAACUUCGUGCAGUCAUAUGCGGAUUUUCUCGGAAUUUUGAUAAAACUUCUUCAAUUUUCGGCUCCGUUCGUACCCAUCUUUCCUGCUUUUUUUGUUUCCUGUUAACGCCGCCAAUCUCAAGGAACUUAUUCCACGAACGUCGAAUUGUCUUGCGAUCUGGAAGUUGGGCAUUACGUCCGUAUUUCAUGCGGCAUUCCCUUUGAACAUUUAUCGCCGAACCGUACUUUCCGUACCAAACCACUGACCAAGCUUUUUCUUCCACACCGCGGUGCACCGUACUCCAUUUUCGGACACACCGGGAAAGACCGAAAAAACAACCGAAAAACGACCGAAAAAAUGAACUCCAAGAAUAAAUCCAAUAACUGUAGAUAUACGCUUAAAAUGUAUAACAUAUUUGGUAUCAAACAAAAUGGGGUUGACAGAGGAUUCAGGGAAAAAAAGAAUUUUAAGAUUUGGCCAAAAACUAAAGAAGUUAUAGCCAAUUCAAAUCGGGCCACAAAGAUGCCCCACCCUGUACUCUCUCGUGAACUGAGAGAUGAAAAUUUCAGCCCCGCUAAGAAAUACGAAAUAAAUUUUUUAACACUUGAUUUUUGGAUUAUUCAUAAAAUAUAUGAAAAUUUGAUGACAAUUUUUCAAAAAAAAUUGGUUCGUUUUGGUUGGAAAAAACUUAUUUUUUCUUGUUUUUCAGGUAAACACGAAUAUCUCCAUCCCCGAUUCAGGAUGAUUACCCCAGUAUUGGCCGAAGAGGGAGUCAUCGAAAUCGACAAAGACUCCAAAGUGACUGUGGAAGUGAAGAACUCUUCCAAAAUGAUGAAAAUGAAACUCAAAAUCGCGGUGCAGCUUGUUUGA
This is a messenger RNA of Bursaphelenchus xylophilus (pine wood nematode), 4042 nucleotides long. The record is from the annotation of a GenBank genome assembly. Lineage: Eukaryota; Metazoa; Nematoda; Chromadorea; Rhabditida; Aphelenchoididae.